UCCGAGCGAGGUCAUUGAACGUCUCCUAAUCCAGCCCAGCCACCGAGCACUCGUAGCCAUUUUGGUCGCACCUAAAUCAUCCCAGGGAGCUGCUCGCCCACUUUAGGCCGUUUGCGAUGACCCAAAACGAGCCGACGCCGAGGAAAUACAACGUCGAACCUGUUUAAAUCCCGCCUGCCUGACGACACUGCGCCGCCGCCCGAUUUUGGAGGCCAUGGCUCGUCGCUGCUAGGCGGACUUGAGAGCAAAAAAAAAAAAGCCCGGGGCGUUUUUUUUUUUUGGGAAGUGGUGGCCGAGCGGCGCCUUCGUCAAACGUUGGCCAAGUUCCCUUUGGCCCAACUGGCCCCGGGAGUCGGGACGACUGGCGCAGCCACAAUUUGCACAUUUUAUUUUGUUGGUCACUCCAAAGUGUUGCUUCCCCACUCGUUCGGAGAUCCAUGCGACUGUCUCCCUCUUCCGCCGCGGGAUCGAACGAGGUGUCACCGGAUCGCGAGCUGCUUAGCCUCGCUUGAAACAUCAUGUCCACCAAAACCCCUUUGCCCACCGUCAACGAGAAGGCGACCGAGAGUUUGCUUUUGAAAAGGACACCAGCACACACAGAAAAAAAAAUCAAUGCUGCACGCGUCCUCUCACGGCAAUGGCCGCCAGUCGUCCCGCUCGGGCGUGCGUUCUCGCAGCUCCGACGAGCCACAGCAGCCGCACGUGGGCAACUACCGCCUGCUUAAGACCAUCGGGAAGGGCAACUUCGCCAAGGUCAAGCUGGCUCGCCACAUCCUCACCGGCAGAGAGGUGGCCAUCAAAAUCAUCGACAAGACGCAACUGAACCCCAACAGUCUUCAGAAGCUCUUCAGAGAAGUCCGAAUAAUGAAGAUCUUGAAUCAUCCCAACAUUGUCAAGCUGUUUGAGGUGAUCGAGACGGAGAGGACACUCUACCUGGUCAUGGAGUACGCCAGUGGAGGAGAAGUCUUCGACUACCUGGUAGCACAUGGAAGAAUGAAGGAGAAAGAGGCCAGAGCUAAAUUUAGACAGAUUGUAUCGGCGGUCCAGUACUGCCACCAGAAGCACAUUGUGCACAGAGACCUCAAGGCGGAGAACCUGCUGCUGGACGCUGACAUGAACAUCAAGAUCGCCGACUUUGGCUUCAGCAACGAGUUCACGCUGGGCAACAAACUGGACACCUUCUGUGGCUCGCCGCCGUACGCUGCGCCCGAGCUCUUCCAGGGCAAGAAGUACGACGGGCCUGAGGUGGACGUCUGGAGCCUGGGUGUCAUCCUCUACACGCUUGUCAGCGGCUCACUGCCCUUUGACGGGCAGAACCUCAAGGAGCUUCGCGAGCGUGUGCUGCGAGGGAAGUACCGCAUCCCCUUCUACAUGUCCACCGACUGCGAGAACCUGCUCAAGCGCUUCCUGGUGCUCAACCCAGCCAAGCGCGGGACGCUCGAGCAAAUCAUGAAGGAUCGCUGGAUCAAUGCCGGAUUCGAAGACGACGAUCUGAAGCCUUACGUGGAGCCGGAGCUGGACAUCGCCGAUCAGAAGAGAAUAGAUGUGAUGGUGGGCAUGGGCUACAACUUGGACGAGAUCCAGGAGGCUCUGGCCAAGAUGAAGUACAACGAGAUCACCGCCACCUAUCUGCUGCUGGGCAGGAAAGCCUCGGAGGCAGAGCCCGGCGAGUCGGCGUCCAACAGCAACCUGUCGCUGGCCAAGGCCAGACCCAACAGCGAGCUCAAUGGGCAAUCACCCUCGCAACUCAAAGUCCAGAGGAGCGCCUCAUCCAACCACAAGCAGCGGCGCUACAGCGAGCAAGCGGGCCAGAACGCCACAGCGGGCACAGCCCAGCCUAAGCGCAGCCAGACGGCCGCCGUCGACAACGGAAAGGACGACAGUGGAGUCCAGCUGCGCAAGUCAGGAGCCCCGGGGAGCCGCGUCGCGCCACCCGCCGGCCCACUGCUGGGCAACGCCAACAACCCCAACAAGGCCGACAUACCUGACCGCCGGAAAGCUGGUGCCGUCGCGCACGCCAACAACACGGCGUCGGCGGGGAUGACGCGCCGGAACACCUACGUGUGCAGCGACCGCAACAAUGCUGACCGCCUCUCCGUCAUUCCCAACGGGAAAGAGAACAGCGCAUUGGUGUCCCCGGGCGGCCAGCACAACCCAGUGGCGUCCACUCACAGUGUGGCCAACGCGUCCACGCCCGAGCGUUUGCGCUUCCCCCGCGGCACAGCCAGCCGCAGCACCUUCCACGGCGGGCAGCUGCGCGACCGGCGCACGGCCACCUACAACGGGCCACCUGCCUCACCCAGCCACUCGCACGAUGCUUCACCGCUGUCGCAGGCACGAAGCCGCGCCACCAGCAACCUAUUCUCCAAGCUCACCUCCAAGCUCACGCGCAGAAACAUGUCGUUCAGGUUUACCAAAAGAGUCUCCACAGAGUUUGAGCGAAACGGGAGGCUUGAAGGCUCAAGCCGCCACGUGCCUGUCGGGGAGGCCAAGGGCGAGAUGGGCAAAGAUGGCAAGCCGCGCUCGCUGCGCUUCACGUGGAGCAUGAGGACCACCAGCUCAAUGGAGCCGGCCGACAUCAUGCGGGAGAUCCGCAAAGUGCUGGAUGCCAACAACUGUGACUACGAACAGCAGGAGAGCUUCCUGUUACUGUGCGUCCACGGCGACGGGCACGCCGAGAACCUGGUCCAGUGGGAGAUGGAGGUGUGCAAGCUGCCGCGACUCUCGCUCAACGGCGUGCGCUUCAAGAGGAUCACAGGCUCGUCCAUGGCCUUCAAGAACAUUGCCUCCAAGGUGGCCAACGAGCUCAAGCUAUGAGGAGCCACUGCCGCCGCUCCACGAGCUGUACAAUCAUCCAUGUAGCAACUUUCCAAACGCCUCCUUUUGUAAGAAACUUAAAGACCAGCAAAGUAUGUAUCCAUUCGACAUCACCCACCUUUGUUUCUUUUUUUUUUUUUAGGCAAUAAUCGGUCAAUUGCUGACUAAUACUAUGUGUUGACCACACGGGGGCGAUAUAGUUGAGUUUAUUUGUGUCCUGCUGUCAAUGUGGACACAAUAGAGAGAAUUUCUAGUCUUAUUUAUUUUCUUCCCCCCUUCCUGAAUCAGAUUAAAAUCAUCACGUAGCUUUUU
This is a messenger RNA of Syngnathus typhle (broad-nosed pipefish), 3129 nucleotides long. RefSeq names its product MAP/microtubule affinity-regulating kinase 3a (gene mark3a). Gene Ontology annotation, biological process: protein phosphorylation; intracellular signal transduction. Gene Ontology annotation, cellular component: cytoplasm; plasma membrane. Gene Ontology annotation, molecular function: protein serine/threonine kinase activity; ATP binding. Bases 613 to 2817 code for a protein of 734 amino acids. The record is from RefSeq and is a predicted model, not a curated record. Lineage: Eukaryota; Metazoa; Chordata; Actinopteri; Syngnathiformes; Syngnathidae. The transcript is spliced from 19 exons.